GGCUCUCGGUGUAUCAGAUUCAGAUCCGGGAGAGGAGGAGCACGCUGGCGGGAGGCCGUGGGCCCUGAUGGCUUCCGGUUCCCCGCGGCGCCCCACUUUGAGGGAAGCUGGGUUUCAGGUUCCGGGCCUGGACUGGAUUCAGCAGGGCGUGCUCAUCGCUGAGGUCGCCUGGUCUGUGUGAAGAGCAUGCUAAAGGAGAGGGUCAUGGACUUGGUCCCUCAGACAACCGUCCUGCCCCUGCUGUUUGGCUGCCUGGGGAUUUUCAGCGCCUUCCGGCUGUUGCAGUGGAUCCGCUCAAAGGCUUACCUGAGGAGUGCUGUGGUGGUGGUCACAGGUGCCACCUCAGGACUCGGCAGAGAGUGUGCCAGAGUUUUCCAUGCUGCGGGGGCUAAAUUGGUUGUCUGUGGCCGAGAUGUGAAGGCCCUUGAAGAACUCGCGCGUGAACUUGCUGGCUCUUGCUCCUCCCAGGGACAGACACACAAACCCUACACGGUGACCUUCGACCUCACAGACCCUGUUGCUAUCGCUGCAGCAGCAGCUGAGAUCCUCCAGUGCUUCGGCUAUGUGGACGUCCUCAUCAAUAAUGCUGGGGUCAGCUACCGCGGUGCCAUCAGUGAUACCCUGGUGGACGUGGACCGGAAGGUGAUGGAGAUAAACUAUUUCGGCCCUGUUGCUCUAACGAAAGCUCUCCUGCCGUCCAUGGUCAAAAGGAAGCAAGGCCACAUCGUCGCCAUCAGCAGCAUCCAGGGCAAGAUCAGUAUUCCUUUCCGAUCAGCAUACGCCGCCUCCAAGCAUGCAACCCAGGCAUUCUUUGACUGUCUGCGUGCAGAGAUGGAGCAGGAUAACAUCGAGGUGACCGUGAUAAGCCCUGGCUACAUCCACACCAACCUCUCUGUAAAUGCUGUCACUGCUGAUGGCUCCAGAUACGGAGCUCUAGACAAGAACACAGCCCAGGGCCGAAGCCCUGAAGAGGUGGCCCAGGCUGUCCUUGCUGCUGUGAAGAAGAAGAAAAAAGAUGUGAUCUUAGCUGACCUCAUGCCGUCCAUGGCUGUUUAUCUCAGAACUCUGGCUCCUGGCCUCUUCUUCAGAAUCAUGGCCUCGAGGGCCAGAAAAGAUCGAAAAUGCAAGAGCUCCUGAUACUGGUAGAGCUGCUAGCUUGGGCCAGCCUGAUCACACUGAGUGUCACACCUGGCUCAGCGAGGGGAUCCACAGUUGAAAGCUGGUGGAGGGCUGGCUUGUGCUCAAGGGUGGGCAGGAGCACUUGUUUCCCCCAGGGGUGGGUUAGCUCCUUGAGUGAAUUAUAGACUUGGCCUGGGACUCUAAAAGAUGCAAAAUAAAUGACUCAAUAGAA
Meriones unguiculatus (Mongolian gerbil) is the source of this 1351-nucleotide messenger RNA. RefSeq names its product dehydrogenase/reductase 7B (gene Dhrs7b). Gene Ontology annotation, molecular function: oxidoreductase activity. The transcript has 7 exons. NCBI's taxonomy places the organism in Eukaryota, Metazoa, Chordata, Mammalia, Rodentia, Muridae. Gene Ontology annotation, cellular component: membrane. The coding region runs from base 187 to 1137 and encodes 316 amino acids. The record is from RefSeq and is a predicted model, not a curated record.